Molecule: messenger RNA, 630 nt
Organism: Emiliania huxleyi CCMP1516
Lineage: Eukaryota; Haptophyta; Isochrysidales; Noelaerhabdaceae
Exons: 3
Coding region: 1-630 (209 amino acids)
Source: RefSeq, a predicted model, not a curated record
AUGUUUUUGAAUGAGAAGUAUGACGCAAUGGACGACACGAGUCUAUUUUACAUGAGCUCGCCGCUUCGACGAUGUGACGUGCGCUUCAGCCCGGAGGGGCUGGACAGGCCCGUUCAAAUUGGAGGGGAGCUCAGACACUGCUCCUGGUGCCGCUGCUUGGCCGCCGCGCUCGCACUCGCUCCGCUCAAUGACAUCGUGAGGCUGCAACGGCUGCAGGCAAAAGUCGCUCGCUGCCGUCUGAGCUCGAAAAAAAUCGCGAUUUACACCUUUAUAUCGAAGGAGGCGGCCGUCGCUGGUGCGAGCUGGGCCGCCUCCGCCUCCGCCGCGAGCCUCACCGAGCAGACCAACGGCUGGCGGCUGCCGCGCUCGGAUGAUCCAUCCACCGACUCACGCUCCAUCAUCGCCACCGAGGGAGAUGGGUGGAUGGCGCGGGGCCAGGACCUCGAGGUGGCACCGGAGAAGUGCACUGGUGGCCGGGUUUGGAAGGAGUGCGGCUCGAAGUGCACGCGCACUUGCGAGUCACCGCCGAUCAUGCCGUGCGUGAUGCUGUGCGUGGCUCGCUGCGAGUGCCCGGCUGGCGCGCCGAUUUGGCACAACGGUGCCUCAUGCAUUUCGGCGGAGCAGUGCUAG